Messenger RNA from Thrips palmi, 1686 nucleotides. RefSeq lists its product as uncharacterized. The transcript is spliced from 9 exons. The record is from RefSeq and is a predicted model, not a curated record. The coding region runs from base 179 to 1543 and encodes 454 amino acids. Lineage: Eukaryota; Metazoa; Arthropoda; Insecta; Thysanoptera; Thripidae.
ACUGCUUCAGUUUGAAGAAGAGUAAGAAGAAGUAGAUUGAAAUGAAAAUAUAGCAACAUUCCUUUUCUCCCUUCGAAGAGAGUUAUUGCACAAAGUUUGCAACUUAUUGCACGAUUUUUGAAUAGCAUCAAAGGAGAUCAAACGGCUGGGAAGAGACAUCAAUCUUGGUUACGACGACAUGGAGGGGAAGUCCCUGGAACAAGUCAUAACUGAGAAUGGCGAUGGCGAUGGUGACAUUCUCGCGGCGCUGGAUAAGUAUUUUGAAACGUCGUUCAUGCCUCCUAGAUCGGAGUUAACUAAAGAUGCCAUAAACAUUUUAUUAACUAAAGUCAGACAACGCCCAGAGUUAUUUGUUCCAUGGGUUGUCAAAUGCUUUGAUGACUUCAAUUCCAAUGAGGAGAUUGAACGGGUAUGGCUUGACUAUUGUAAAGAACUAUCCCAACUGUGGAGGGCAUGUUUAGAUGAUGACGAAACAUAUGAAGUCCAUUCAAGAGAUAUCUGUCGUAUCUUUAUCAGUUUAGGUGAAAAAGGUGAACCAUUAAGCUCAACACUUUUCAACACGUGCGCUUCAAAGUUCCUUGAACUCAUAGACUCCAGUAAUGUCCAGACAGGACUUAGUUCACUCACAGUCCUUACCACCCUCUGUAGGUUUUCAGAGCAUAGCAAAAUUGCUAGGACUUUUGAGCUGUGGGCUUACCAGUUAAACAAAUUGGCUGAAAGGGCAAUUUCUUUGCCAGUGGAGGCACAGAUAAAUGUGUAUAUGAUCCUCAUAAAAUCUAUUUGCAGCAAAGAGGAUGCUGUAGCAAAAGCUUCUCUAUGGUUUGACCAAUGGCCCAAAAUUCAACGUACAAUUCUAGAUUAUUACCCAGACAAAAUAGCAGAGGGUUGUGGUGAGUUUUUACAAGAACUUAUGUGUCUGUCUGAAGCAACAAGAAAUCCUACCAUCCCAAUCACGGAGCCAGGGUUGGAUUGUGCCCAGUUGGAACCUGUUACCCGCCACAAGAAGACGGACGAACCUAUCACAGGUUCCUUGUGUGAUGUUCCUAUUCUAUCUGAAAAUUCUGGCAAAGAGAAAAGAUUGAAAGACUCUGCUUUUGAUAGAACAUUCGACACCUCAUAUCAUUUUACAGAACAACCGAAGAGAGUUGGCAAAGAACAUAGCAAGGAGAGACUUUAUGCAGAUCCUGUAGCCCACAGCACUGGCGUUGAGGAAUCUAUUGCAGAUCCUGUAGCCCACAGCACUGGCAUUGAGAAAUCUAUUGAUUUCCUGUCCGAUGUCACAGAUGACCCAGAUAACAUUUCAAAACUAUCCAAAAAUGAGGCUGCUCCUAGAUUCACCUUACGCAACAAUCUUUCCUUUUUGCAUCUUCCUAAACCUACAACUCAGAUAGGUGACGAUUUGGCACUUCCUGUUGAGCCACGCAAACAUCAAAGAUGUUUUAAUUACAUAAAUGGCAACUGGUGCUUCAGAUUCAAGAAAUAUUCAGAAGUGUCCUCAAAGGAGAGGUGGCCAUCCUUCAAAUGGAAUUCUAGUAGGAAAUAAUAUUUCCUCUCUGUUGGUUUGCUGUGAACUUAUCUAAGAUACUGGUUCCAAUUUGUUUUUGUUCAAUGUUUGUAUCAUUUCACUUAUAAUUUUUUUUGUUUAGCAAUACAUUUGUAGGCAAUGGGUUACACUAAAUAAAGUCA